Molecule: messenger RNA, 2225 nt
Organism: Paramacrobiotus metropolitanus
Lineage: Eukaryota; Metazoa; Tardigrada; Eutardigrada; Parachela; Macrobiotidae
Product: zinc finger protein 26-like
Exons: 2
Coding region: 189-2003 (604 amino acids)
Source: RefSeq, a predicted model, not a curated record
GGUACGUACUUAAAAAAUUAUGACUGCGGUAUUUGUAAAAGUGGUUUGUUCCUCUACAUACUGCGAACUUUUCAAACUGUCUCCAUGAAUUUUUUAAUGUAUCUUUGCAACCAUAAUGAAGAUUGGGGCUUAACGUGGUAUACUGCCUAACGGCCAGCAUCUUCUUGUUGAUUGCCUGGUAGUCAGUCAUGUUGGGCGUCCGACGAAGUCAGCGCUUAUCCAAACUCCAGCAAAACCACCCGACGUCCAGCGACGACUUCGAGGUAACCAGUGGGCAGUCCAUUUUGUUAUCUUUACUUUCCCAGCCAAUUAUACCAAAGAACGUUUUAUGGGAUCUGGGAGAUAUUGUGGAUGCUGGCAGCAAGAGAACUCAGAAGAAAGGGAAAACGGAUAGAUCUCAUUUCUCUGCUUGUGCAUCUAGAAAUAAUGCACACUGGGAUUUGUCACAACAAUCGAAGAGUGGAAAAAAGAGAGGUACGAGGGAGAAAAGAGGGCGAAAGCGUCGAGUGAAAUCCGUGGACGUUCCGGAUAAUGGUUUGCCAUCUUCGGAGCAGGACGCGAAGGAUGUUUGGACUGCACUGUUCACCAACGAAUCCCCUGCCACUCAAGCAGACGCACUAUUAGAUAUCACUGAACCCACUGCAAGUCAAACUGUUGCAUUUGGGGUUAUUGCUGCUGGUUUGGUAACCGCUGGCGCUGAUCAACACAAUGCAACAUCAGAUGCACCAGGAAAGCCAAAAGAAGGCUUACCAAAAGGACAGGAGAAAACUGAUCCCCGACGGCGAAAAAGCUGUCCUGUUUGUGGGAUAUCCACUGUUGGAUUGACUAAGCAUCUUAUAACGCAACAUCAAGAAUAUUCAAAAGAAACCAUGAAUCACGUUUGCAGCCAGUGUAAUGCUAUUUUCCGUGGCGAUGAAGGAUUAAGAAAUCAUAUCAGUCAGAUGCAUCCGACAUUUGCCUUCGUUCCUACCGAAUCCGAUCGGGCGGCAGCUAUUGAUUAUAUCAAAACUACGGGAUUUUCCAAAUAUUUUUGUUCAACUUGCAAGAAAACGUUUCCUAGCCAGUCAUUAUUGGAAUUGCAUUUUUAUAAGCACGAUGGGUUGCUCGAAGACGAAGCUAAGCAGAUGGAUCUGGCAUGUCCGGGAUGUGAAUUCUCGGGAAAGAACUUCGCAGACUUAGUGGAACAUGUGUCGACCCAUGUCUUGCAAAGAAAAGCCGAAGUUGCCUGUCUGAUAUGCGGACAGUAUGCCGAUAAAUUAGGCCGGGGGAAAAUGAAAACCCACAUGGAAAAAUCUCAUGCCGAGGAGCUGAAGUUCAUCCAGGAAGACUGGCAUCAUGAGUGUGAUGCAUGCGGAGAGAAGUUCUUAAGUAGUUCCCACUUGAAGCUCCAUGCGUCGGCUGCCCAUAAACGAUGCUGUUACUGCAAUGUUUUCAUGGAUAAAGGGUUUACGUCGCACACCAAGCAGCACGCAGUCAAUGGUUUGUAUCCGUGCACUGUCUGUGAAGAGUCAUUCCCAACGUACCGUCAGGUCGGCCGGCACUGCGCCAACUGGCACAAUAACGAUCCAUCCCGGAAAUGUCUUUUGUGUGGUCGUUUGUGUCGCAAUGCCCAGAGACUGGAGGUUCAUGUGAGGACAUGCGUGAAUGGUGUUAAGCCCCGCAGAGCUAAAGUUUCGAUAAGAGUGAAAGGGCCGUACACUGCCACUUCUCUGGCGGAGCGACUGCCGUGUGAUCAGUGUGGCAGGCUGUUGUCGGGUACGGGAUCUUUGCGCAACCAUAUCCGCACUGUCCAUGGAGAUUAUAAGCAGAAGCUGGCUAAAGUUAAGGAGGAAAAGAAGCGUCUGGGCCUCCUCUCUAAAUAUGUCCCACCGCAAAACCGCAUGAAGUUUGAAGAGUUUCCGUAUGGAUGCUCCGAAUGCCGUAUGGGAUAUAUGUUCAAAAUCGGUCUGCUUAAGCACAAUCAAGCUAAACAUCCCGAAAAAUCCAAGUUCUCAGAGGGUUAAUUGAGUUUUUUAAUUUUGUUACAAGAUGUGACAGACACGUCUAUGUCAUUAUCUUGUCCACUUUAAGUUUUCUAUUUAUAGUUUCUUUUCCGGUGUGUGCGGUUAACGAAGAUAUCGAAAAUUUCUGGCUAGUCAUUUCUUCUCUUUAUGGGAAACGUUUUAAUUACAAACUCGUGAAGUGUCGAUCUCAUAAAAAACUGGUGCUUUACGAAACACAAUGCU